GAGCACCGCUCUCUCGGCACCGCGCGGACGCGCCAGACCGCAGUCAAGAUGGACUGGGAGCUGCUGACGAUGGCGAGUCUGCACCUGACCGCGACCGAGCACCGCUACUACGGCGACAUAUUCAUCUACUGCUGCGAGAACGCGGACGGUGACAGCGUGUCCGUGAUCAAAGUCGCCGAGCUGUUGCGCUCGGCCAAUCUGCCGCGGGACGUCACGAUGAAGAUAUUGGACAUCUGCAUGGGAGCCAAAGGCAACACGCAUUUGGGCAAGAAGCAAUUCUAUGCAGUGCUGAAGCUCAUCGCGGUCCACCAGGCCGGUCUGGAGAUCACCAGAGACAUGAUAACCGCGUCGUUGGACGUUAUUACCUUGCCAAGAUUCACGUGGCCGACCCCCGGCGACGAGGACGGCAGAAGGAGUCCCGACAUAACCAGAGGCGCAAAGGGUCGGCAUCACGCUCCCGAGAGCACUACCGAGAGCGAGAGCGAAGCGGAGUCCCCGCGCGAGACUGGCGGCAGCACAGAUUCCCCUACACCGACGAACAGCGUGACUCAGGAGAGAAAUGACGGUAUGCUGGGUGGUGAGACAAUCCUGGAUUCCGUUUCCGGUGGCUGGCAAGGCUUGCUGGUUUCCGAAGAGCAGAGACAGCUUCUGGGCACCGAGGAGGAGAGCUCCGAGCGUCACAGCAGCGACGAGGGCGACGGGGAGGGUGACGGUACGGGCUUCCCGCCGGAGGAAGUGUGGAUUAUCAGCGACGAGCAGCGCGAUUACUACGCCGCGCAAUUCGCGCAGCUGCAGUCCGAUCCGGAGGGCCUUCUGGCCGGGCCCGUGGCCAGAACGUUCUUCGAGAAGUCGCGGCUUCCCGUUUCCGAGUUGCGGCGCAUCUGGCAGCUCGCGGAUGUCACGAGGGACGGGGCGCUCAGUUUACAGGAAUUCUACGUGGCUAUGCAUCUCGUCGUGCUGAGGAGGAAUCACGUGCCUCUGCCCGACGUUCUACCUCCGUCCUUGUCGAUCCCGUUAGUCAUGCAAACAGCAACAACUGCCGCGCCGCCGCAAAUCCCACCGGCGACAACCGCUCAAAAAUCACCACCCAACUCCGCGAACGCCCGCGAGAAGAACAAGGAGUGGACGAAGUUCGUGGACUCGCCGACCGGAGCGAGCAGCUCCUCGGUCACCAGCCCGGGGUUGCAGCUGGUGAAUUUCGACUUCCAAAAGUCAGCCGUCGAACGCGACCCGAAGAUCCUGCACCCGGUGCCGUUGCGCUUAACGCCCGAGGCGGCGAUUCUCGCCUCGGGCGCCAACGGCAGCAGCAGCAGCUGCACAACCCUGGGGGAUGACGAUCUGCAGCAUUCUGCGGCGUCGUUAGUGCAACGACCUCUCGCAAAGAAACCUCCCGCGGCACCCGAAGACGCCGUUAUCGUGACUCCGAAGAAGGAACCGCCGCCUCCACCGCCACCCAGACCGUACAGAACACACGCGCGCAGUUCUAGUCUCGAUCUUAAUAAAUUAGGAAAAAAUGGUCAAAGUUUUCUUGGGGCACCACCGCUCGUGCCACCUAGAAUCUCGCCAGGAAUUACUUCGCCUCGCAAGCUGGUCGGUCAAAGGAGCGAGGGUGAGGGACAAAGAACGUUAAGCGAAAGUCAAGCUUUUGUCGCUGACUUCUCCCACUUUUCUCCCAAGAGUGAAUUGCCUGAGAAUACGGUUCCAUCUAUAGAAAACACGAUAUCACAAUCUCAACAAUUUACUGGUGUAUGCGGAGCGUUUCACAUUUAUAGAAAACCGAGUCCAAAACGAGACGGCGGCGAAGAAGAGAGUAAGAACGAAGCGGAGGAUGAAAAGAUAUUGACCUUACAAGAAUUAAGGGAAAAGAAUGCGGAAUUACGCUUAGUCUGUGAAGAACUGACACGUGAACUGGCCAGCGCGCUCCAAGAACGUAUAAAUCUGCGCGCAAAACUCUUGCUCUUGACUUGAUGUGAUUACUAUUCGCUGUCAUUCAUUCGUUCGAAGUUACGAGGUAUUAUGUAUCCUCAAAUCAUUGUAAACACAUGUAUUUAAUACGUUAUGCUAGUCUAGAAUUCCUCUUUUCCCAACGAAGUAUUCAUUCACAUUCAUAACGAUCAACGUAGAGACAGAUGCGGCAGGGGACGCGCGAUUUACAAAACAAAAAAAAAAUAUUACAUAGAUAUUUUAUACUUGAGGUUGAAAGAAGAGUGUCUAUGAAUAAAUUAUGAAUCAUGUAUAUACAAAACCGAUUAUGAUCUCUAUAUUGAUAUAUAACAAGCGUUUGCGAAUUUGCUUUUAUCAAGUUUACGAGCUAUUGUUCACGUUUAUAUGUAAAAGUGUUGAAAAAUUCACUCAGGUUUGAUGCCUGUGCUAUCGAAUUUCCCCCUGUGAUUUACUGACUUGUAUAUUAUAUGUUUUGCAUCGAAACUUCCGUCUUUUCAUCGCCACGAAUUUAUAUAUACAUAUAUAUACAUUUCCAUAAGCAUGCCGCACGCAUAUACGAGUGCAUCUGUCACAUAUUGUUAUUCCAUCUCAGUGCAGAUAAUUUGAAACUUCUAAUUGUGAUUUCUAUGCGUGAAGAUUUGUUAACUUUAUGAGAAUUAUAUAUUUCAUAUUCCUCGUGAUGAAUCUCCUCUACAGAGCUUUGUUCGCCGUAAACGGAACCAUAUCUAUUUUGAGCUUUGAAUUGUACUAUAAAGAACGAAUAAGUAUUUAUUGUUUGCAACAAAAUCGAAUUGUAUUUUGAAUUGAAUUUUCAUACGACUAUGUGAAACGCUUACGUAAAGAUGAGCGUCAACGGAGAAAUGGGAUAAUCAGGACUGUUAUGAAGUUAUACUUUAUUCCGUGAUAACAAGUACCUACGAAAAAUACCUGUUAAACGUUGAAGAAAAAUAUAUGCGAGAAAAAUGGAAUCUGCAGGAACAGAAUACUUCAAAAAAUAAAUUUAUAUAGAUGUAUAAUGUUCAGAAUCAAUUCACGUUGAAUACGUCGAUUUUGGUGUGGCAAUUCUUUGAAACGAUUAUAUCGAUUCCUAUUGUAGUUUUAAAGAAAUAGAUGCUAUAGUCGGUGCAAACCAUUGCCUGAGAAGAAUAUAGAUCUAUCAAAGCCACAUCCGCAACAAAAAUCGAGUUAUUACAAUAAUCGUCAUUCUUCCCAGUUAGUUAUUUUUUUAAUAGCAGAUAUUUUUAAUAGUAGCGAUAUUACUCAAUAGACAUAGAAUUGCUUUAUAGAAAAAUUACUAUUAUUUAAAUAAAAUUUUCAAACUUCGUGCUUCUCUACAAUUCGCGAUUAAACUCUCGACUAAAAUUCAAUCUCCGUGGCUCAGCUCUAUAUAAAUCUCAGCGCUUUAUUUAUAAAAAUUGCCAUUUUUAUUCAAUCAAAUAUAUAUUAAUUCGUGAUUAACUUUAUCACAUUUUCAAAAUUUUACCUUGUUUACAAGUAGCAGGUAAAUAAAUUUGCCAAGCGACCGUUGUUACUAAUAACUCUUUGUGCCAUAUAACGCGAAAUUUUGAAAUAUACAUAUAUAGUCGUCGACAAUGUAAUCGACAGUAUCGUCUUGUCGAAUAUCACGAGAUUACUUAGAAGUAAAAGCUUGGAAAAUCAACGAGUCAUGCAACAAAGAUUUUUUGUAAUUAUAGGUAUUGUGUAAAAAUUAUAGAAAAUUAAUACUUAUAUCAGAAUUAUCUCUGAUUUAUUAUCUGCAGUCCUGUAAAAAAAAAGCAAUGUAACGAUGUAGAAUAUACAUAUACAGAAGUGUCUGUCAAGUAUGAAUAAAGAAACUACUUUAGUUUCAUAA
This is a messenger RNA of Wasmannia auropunctata (little fire ant), 3796 nucleotides long. It is a transcript of the gene Reps, whose product is annotated as ralBP1-associated Eps domain-containing protein 1. Gene Ontology annotation, molecular function: calcium ion binding; protein binding. NCBI's taxonomy places the organism in Eukaryota, Metazoa, Arthropoda, Insecta, Hymenoptera, Formicidae. Gene Ontology annotation, cellular component: plasma membrane; cytoplasm. The record is from RefSeq and is a predicted model, not a curated record. Bases 49 to 1968 code for a protein of 639 amino acids. Gene Ontology annotation, biological process: endocytosis; endosomal transport. The transcript has 5 exons.